Molecule: messenger RNA, 210 nt
Organism: Mesorhabditis spiculigera
Lineage: Eukaryota; Metazoa; Nematoda; Chromadorea; Rhabditida; Rhabditidae
Source: the annotation of a GenBank genome assembly
AUGAAAUUCUUCGUCUUCUUCUUCAUGCUGAUUGCCGCCGCCUUCGCCGCCAGCGCCUGUGGACCGGCCGUCGCCGGAACCUGCCCACCCGGCUGCAAGCUCUCCGGAAAGACCUGUGUGCAAUCCCUUGGCACAAUUGUUGGACCCUCCCUCGGAGGGCUCUGCCCGCCCGGUACCACGUUGAGCGGUGGAAACUGUUACCUCCAGGCC